This is a messenger RNA of Empidonax traillii (willow flycatcher), 755 nucleotides long. Its product is annotated as heat shock protein 30C-like. Gene Ontology annotation, biological process: protein refolding; response to heat. Gene Ontology annotation, molecular function: protein folding chaperone. The transcript has a single exon. The record is from RefSeq and is a predicted model, not a curated record. The coding region runs from base 1 to 597 and encodes 198 amino acids. Lineage: Eukaryota; Metazoa; Chordata; Aves; Passeriformes; Tyrannidae.
AUGCUUUGCCGCCUGCACUUCAUGCCGCCCAUGUCCAGCUCGCUGUUCCCGUGGCUGGGACCCGUCCGCACCCUCUGGCCUCAUCCAGGCACCCUCUUCGCCGAGCUGGAGCGGGAGAUGCGGCUGGAGAUGGAGAGGGCUCGUGAGUUCAUGAGCAGCGUUGAGCAGUACCUGAGCACUGGGAGCAGCCCCGGGAGGAUCGGCAUUGCCCCGAGCACCAGCGCCGCCCUGACCCAGGGCUCCGGGGAAGGCUUCUCCGUCUGCCAGGACGUGAAGGACUUUGCGCCCGAGCAGCUGUCGGUGAAGGUGGUGGGCAGGAAGGUGGUGCUGGUGGGGCAGAAGGAGACGCAGAGCACGGACGACAAGGGCUCCUUCUCCUACAAGUACGAGGUGCUGAAGCGGGAGUGGGACGUGCCCGAGGAGGUGGACGCCGAGGCGCUGACCUGCUCCCUGUCCAAGGACGGGCAGCUCCGCAUCGAGGCCCCCAAACUGGCACUGCCAGCUGCUCCGGAGAGGAACGUGCCCAUCCAGAUGGGGCCGGCGGUGGCACAGGUGGCAGCCAGCACUGAGGAUGGAGCCGAGCGGGCCAAGGCCUGAUGGGGAGCAGCAGCAGCAGCCAGGCUGAGCCUGGCAGAUGGGGCAGCUACUGGCCACAGUGCAGGACCGUGCUGGGACUGUGCAAUGGCCCGGGGGGGGGGUGAUGUCUGCCCAGAACAUGCACCUUUUUUAUAUGUAAUAAAUAUUCCUGACUUUUA